This is a messenger RNA of Penicillium expansum, 1389 nucleotides long. RefSeq lists its product as uncharacterized. Lineage: Eukaryota; Fungi; Ascomycota; Eurotiomycetes; Eurotiales; Aspergillaceae. Gene Ontology annotation, cellular component: cytoplasm; nucleus. Bases 1 to 1389 code for a protein of 462 amino acids. The record is from RefSeq and is a predicted model, not a curated record. The transcript has 2 exons. Gene Ontology annotation, molecular function: protein folding chaperone; protein-folding chaperone binding.
AUGUCGACCACCAGUGUGACUAUUGAUGCCUAUGCUAUCCUGGGAGUUGAGCGGGAUGCCAAGCUCUCUGACAUCAAUAUUGCCUACAAGCGCCUUGCCUUAAAGCUCCAUCCAGACAAGGCUGGAAAUGCCCCAGCAACCAUUGAGCGAUUCAGAAAAAUCCAAGAUGCUGUUGAGGUUCUCCGUGACGAAGACCGUCGGCGCUUGCUUGACGAGGUCCUGAAAAAGAAAGCCAAGAGACAUCUAGAUUCUGAGGAUGACACACAAGCUUGCACCUACAAGCGCACCUACAAUCGCCCUUCAAAGCGAGAACGCCAUGGAAAUGAUUUUCACUGGCCGGGCUCAUUUACCGAGUCAGCAUCUACACACAAGCCGAGACAUCAACGCCAGCACACCUAUAGCUACUACUACAGUUAUGGAACAAGUGUACACAUGGACCCUGAUUCGGCCGAUUCCAAAGAAAGACGCGCGCAAUUCCAGGCAGACAAUGUCCAGUGGGAGAACGAAUGGGCUGGUAUUGACCCAGAAGUGCAAAAGGCACGAGCAGAGCUCCGCAAGGAAAACAUGCGGGCUCGAAUGAAGCGUGACCUAGCAGAGUUGACCAGAGACCAAGACCAAGAUGCCAAAUAUGCCGAUAUGGUUGAUCAGGUUGUUGAAGGAGUUCUGGACGAACUCAACUUUGGCCAUGACCUCAAGUUUGAAGACUUUGUGCAUGUCCUACCUGAAGAGAAUAUCAAGACCUGCAACCCUGCCGACACAUUUGAUGAAUUUGCCUAUGAAUAUGCCAAAAAUUGCCGUUCCGAUUCCGAGGGUCCAGCUUACUCUGAUUGCGCUUCAAGUCCUCCGUCUGCUGCUAGCAAUGAUUCGUCCUUUGACUUUUCAUCAAGUAGCAACUCCACAGACUACACUCAUUCAGCAAACAACUGUUCAAAUUUCAAGUCCGCCACCGUUGAGGAUUACGAAUCCACCACCGACGACUCCAACUCUGAAGCUGACAAACUGAUCAACUCCUACAUGGUGGGCCAUGAUUCGUUGCUCCCUCUAGUCUCAUUCCUCAAGCAAAAGCUCGCAGACCCUCAUGGACGCUACACCCUCAAUGAUCUCGGUGGCGAGCUCAACGGCAUUAUGCUGGAGAUCUAUUGUGGCUGGUUGGAAGAAGUUCGUCUUUCCGUCCCAAAUGCCUCGCCUAUUACAGUUCGAAAUGAUUCCAAGAUUUGCCCCCACCUUGGUUUAUGGUACAAGGAUUUCUGUCGUCCCGUGUGCAAUGUUUGCAAUUUGUGGAUGCCUUCAUUCAUCCUAACCUGUCCUGGCUGUGGUAUGAAAGCCUGUGUCAGAUGUAAGUUCACGGGUGGUUGUGACUCUCUCUUGGGAUCUGUGCAGGAGCAGUGA